AGAAAGAAACGUCAAUGAUUUAAAUUCUAGCUCGCCGUGUUGACAGGGAGAGAAGAAAGCUGCACAGUUAAGCUAGCUUCCAUUCGGUUUGAUCGUUCUCUCUGAACAACCCCAGCCAUGGGAGGAGGAAAUGGACAGAAGGCCAAGAUGGCUCGUGAGAGAAACAUGGAGAAAAAUAAACCUGCCAAAGGUAGCCAGUUAGAGGCCAACAAGAAGGCCAUGAACAUCCAGUGCAAGGGGUGCAUGCAGACAUUCAUAUGUACCACAUCGGAAGUUAAGUGUCGAGAACAUGCUGAAGCCAAGCAUCCCAAGGCUCAUCUCUACACUUGCUUUCCGCAUCUUAAAAACUGACUACUUAUUAUAUUACAUUGCAAAACCAUAACUUGUACUUGUGGAUGCACAUUUCAUUGUAAAACCACUCUAUUUAAUACUGAUAUAUGAAACUAUCUAUCAAAAAGUCCUCAAAUGUUACCUUCGGAAGUUGAUUUGGGAUUAUGAUUAUGAUUAUGAUUAUGAAUGAGUUUGAUUCCCUUA
Glycine soja is the source of this 534-nucleotide messenger RNA. RefSeq lists its product as uncharacterized. The transcript has 3 exons. Lineage: Eukaryota; Viridiplantae; Streptophyta; Magnoliopsida; Fabales; Fabaceae. The record is from RefSeq and is a predicted model, not a curated record. The coding region runs from base 118 to 351 and encodes 77 amino acids.